AUGGCGACCCGUUACGCUAACAAUAAUAAUGCCCAACCUCUCCCGUCUCCUCCUAUAACUUCCUCCCCGACAUCUCCACGACGCACUCGAGGGAUUAGUUUUGGCGGCAAAUCGGAAAAGUCGCAUCGCUCUAACGGCUCGAACGGGGGAAAGAUUUCGCUGCACGAAACGCCGGAAGAGAAAGCGAAACGAGUUUUGCAUACGAAAGCUGAUCCGACGCUCGCUAUGAAUGAAGCUCAGCCUUCGAUGGUGGCGGCGCUGGAAAAGUCGAAUUUAGGAUCGUUGAGGUCUCUUCAGCACAAAGAUCAGUUUGGGAAUGUUAUAACUGAUCCUGAUUUGUCGAAUCCGACUCGUCCUCGUUUCGAAAGACCCCUCGAUACUAUCCGCUCGUUUGAGGCUGCAAUUGAUGGAAGCUAUCACAGCCGUCGCAUGUCAUAUGUCACGGAUGCAUCGCAAAGUCGACCAACCAGCUACUACGGCGGCAACGACCACAACCAAAACUACGGACGUCCGUCGAUGUCUCGACCAGACAGUUACGCCGACCACGGCGCAUCUGGCUCAAAUGGAUAUUCGCACCCGGCACAGCGACGACCGCGCCAUGCCAAUAAUCGCAUGAACUCGGAUUAUGCCAAUGGAAAUGGAUACAACCAACAACAGCAACAGCAAUUCUACCCCAAUUCGCCCUAUCAACGAUCAAACGACAACUUCACCGCGGGUUCUGGGUCCGCAAACACCGAUCAAUGGGGCAACUCUACGGAUCCAAGCUCGGUAAACAGCUCAUUCGACCGACUACAGCAACAAGCCGCGCAACACAAACAAUACCAGCAGCAACAACAACAAGCCGAGAGUUAUGGAUUCAAUGGCUUCGGCGGUAAUCCAGAUACUUCAAUCCAGCAACAAGACUAUCGCAACGGACCACCACCGCCGCCGCCUCAUGGACAGUCGUAUCAAAUGAAUGGCCGAGCAGGCGCAUCCAUGUCCUCGCAACCGUUCAACCCGCCAUUGCCAGCUCCCGUGCGGAAAGUAGCCGACGACGACAAAAAGUCGAAACGCGGUAGUUGGUUCAAGCGACGGUUCAGCAAGGAUUAA
Talaromyces amestolkiae is the source of this 1089-nucleotide messenger RNA. RefSeq lists its product as uncharacterized. NCBI's taxonomy places the organism in Eukaryota, Fungi, Ascomycota, Eurotiomycetes, Eurotiales, Trichocomaceae. Bases 1 to 1089 code for a protein of 362 amino acids. The transcript is spliced from 4 exons. The record is from RefSeq and is a predicted model, not a curated record.